AUGGCGAUUGAAGAUCAACACAUUGGCGCGACCUCAACUACUGGUAACUUCACUGCUGGAACUGCUACAUUUCCCACCAUCGAUCACAACCAUCCUUUGUACCUGCAACCAACAGACACACCAAGUAAUUCUCUAAUUUUUCUUCAACUUACUGGAUCAGACAAUUAUGCCUUGCGGAGUCGUGCAAUGAGAAUUGGCUUGCCAGGUAAAAGUAAAUUAGGUUUUGUUGAUGGGAGAUUUCCUAAGUCUAAAUUUGAACCUGAGCUUCAUGAUCUGUGGGAGAAAGUUAAUGCUAUAGUUCUCUCGUGGAUAAUGAAUGGUGUGAGACCAGGAUUGUUGAGUAGUGUAUUGUAUGCAUCUAGUGCUCAUAGAGUUUGGAAGGAUUUGAAAGAGAGGUUUGAUCAAGUAAAUGGCUCGAGAAUACUGUAUUUGCAUAGAGAAGUUCACACACUGACUCAAGGGACUAUGACUAUAACUGACUAUUUCUCAAGGCUUAGAGAGCUGUGGGAUGAAUUUGAUGCUCUAAUGCCUUGUCCGGAUUGUCCAUGUCCUGAAUCUAAACAGUAUGCACAACACUUUGAGUAUCAAAGACUUUUUCAAUUUUUCACUGGGUUGAAUGAGUCCUAUUCUCAAUCAAGGAGUCGGUUCAUGAUGAUGUCUCCCCUGCCAAGUAUAAACAAAGACUACUCUUUGUUAGUAGAUCAGGAGAGUCAAGGGAAUCUCACAAGCACAACACAAGUUGCUCAGGUCACUGAAACUUUGGAAAAUAUUGCCCUGUAUAGCAGUUCGAGUGUGAAUAAUACUGGAAACAAUAAGUCCAAAAGGAAUCAAGUACAGUGUGAGUAUUGUCACUAUAAGGGACAUACAAAAAAAAAUUGUUACAAAGUGAUUGGAUACCCUACUGAUUUCAAAGCCAAAAGAAAAGGAAUUAGUACAGGACAAUAUGCCAAUUAUGUAGGCAAUGCAGAAAUUUCAGGUGCAGAGAGGUGCAAUAUGACUGCUAACAUGACUCCUACUCUCAAUGGAUCAUCUAGCUCAGUUACUACACAACAAAUGAGUCAACCUGCUCCCUUCCAACAGAUGCCACAUCCAGCUCCUUUCUUUACUCAUGAGCAAUACCAACAAAUUGUUCAGCUACUUUCUAGAGGAAGUUCAGAAGGAUUAGACUCACCCAACAAAGUUGUUACAGUAGGUAUUCUAAACCAUGUGAAUGCUUUUAUGUCUCAAUGUGUCAAUAGUAAAUGGAUAGUUGACACUGGGGCUUCAAAUCACAUGACUUCAAGUUUAGACAUGUUACACACUCAUAGACCACUUCCAAAUACAGAAGCAAACAAAGUACAUUUGCCUACUGGGAAUGUUGUGUCAGUGUCCCACACAGGUUGCACUUCUGUAUUAAGUAAUCAGGAGAUCUCUAAUAUUCUGUACAUUCCUGACUUUAAGUUCAACUUACUGUCAGUCUCAAAACUCACUAAGGAGCUAAAGUGUAUGGUGGGAUUCUUCCCUGACUUUUUUAUUUUUCAGGACCUCUUCAGUGGUCAGGUGAAGGGGAUGGGUAGAGAAGAACAUGGACUAUACAUUCUGCAAGGAGUAGCCAAACAGACCAAGUUGCCCUUUCAGCUAAGCAGUACAACUACAAAAUCAGUGUUUGAGCUAAUUCACUGUGAUAUAUGGGGACCCUAUAGAGUGCCCACACAUGAUGGUAAGAUAUAUUUUGUUACCAUAGUCGAUGACCACACAAGAUUUUGGGGAGAAUGUGUUGCUACUACAGUAUAUCUACUCAAUCGACUUCCUUCUAAAGUUGUUGGAUACAAAUCACCAUUGGAGAUGCUAUAUUUGCACCCUCCUUCAUUGUCUCAUCUCAGAGUUUUUGGCUGCAUAUGCUAUGCAACUUGUCCUCAAGUGCUGGAUAAGUUCUCACCUAGAGCAAUACUUGCUAUGUUUCUAGGAUACUCUUCUAGUCAGAAGGGUUAUUUGUUGUAUACUAUGCAUUCAAAAACAUUCAUAGUCAACAGGAAUGUUAUGUUUCAAGAGAAUAUUUUUCCUUUCAAGCAUGCCACAUCAAUUGGAAGCCCUGUAUUUCCUAUCCUAGACUUGUUAUCCUCUACUCUGAGCAAUGUUACUCCCUCUUCUUCUGCACCACCAGCACCAGAGGUGUCCAUUGACACCACCUUAAAUCAGUUUCCUGCAAACUCCUCUCAGAGAGUCCCUCAUUCUACAACAAGCUCAGAAGAUUCUAUCUCUAUGAUCCCUUCUGCUGUUGAUCAGUUUCCUGAUGUCACUCAAAAUCCACAUGUGUUUCCUCAACAAGCUGAUGAGCCUCCUGCUGAACACAGAAGGUCUUCUCGACCAAGCAAGCCACCUCUGUGGCUGCAGGACUAUGUCACUACCUCCAAAGGCUCUAAGUGUACGUAUCCUAUAUCUUCCUAUAUGUACUAUUCAUCUAUUGCUCUGUCAUAUAAGCAGGUCCUUGCAGCCUAUUCAGCUCUCUCAGAAUCAACUUCCUUCAAAGAAGCUGCAGCUGAUCCCAAGUGGAUAGCAGCAAUGAAGUUGGAGAUUGCAUCCCUUGAGGAUAACCAUACUUGGAGUAUUGUAGACUUGCCACCUGGGAAGACCCCCAUUGGUUGCAGGUGGGUUUACAGAAUUAAGUACAAAGCCUCUGGUGAAGUAGAAAGGUUCAAAGCUAGGCUAGUGGCUAAAGGCUACAGCCAAAAGGAAGGCUUGGACUAUGGAGAAACUUUCUCUCAUAUGGCCAAGAUUGUAACUGUUAGAUCUGUUAUUGCCUUAGCUGCUUGA
Messenger RNA from Nicotiana attenuata, 2793 nucleotides. RefSeq lists its product as uncharacterized. NCBI's taxonomy places the organism in Eukaryota, Viridiplantae, Streptophyta, Magnoliopsida, Solanales, Solanaceae. The record is from RefSeq and is a predicted model, not a curated record. Gene Ontology annotation, molecular function: nucleic acid binding. The coding region runs from base 1 to 2793 and encodes 930 amino acids. The transcript is spliced from 3 exons.